Molecule: messenger RNA, 1374 nt
Organism: Lottia gigantea (owl limpet)
Lineage: Eukaryota; Metazoa; Mollusca; Gastropoda; Lottiidae
Exons: 12
Coding region: 1-1374 (457 amino acids)
Source: RefSeq, a predicted model, not a curated record
AUGACUUCUAUUAUAAGUGAAAGUGCAGAUAUACAUAAUGCUGUACAUAUUCUUAAACGAAGUAUAUUCUCCAAAAGAAGUAAAGAUACAACUGAAUCAAGUGCUCCUGGUUGGAAAUUGUUUGGCCAUGUCCCUCCUAAAUCCAGUGGUGAGAAAGAGGCAGCACAAAUAUCACAGGAAUAUCAGGCUAAAUUACGUGCCUCACAACUAGCUCCAUCUCAUCCUAAAAAACAAGAUGUUGAAGUCUCAUCAACCACAGCACUUAUUUUAGAGAACAGACCAAUGAAUUUACCAAGUAAAGACCCAGAGGAAGCUGAAAAACAUAGAUUACAAUAUGAACAAAUGAUAGAAUGUGCCAAGAAAAAAGAACAACGUGAGUUUAAACUACGUAAAAAACAACUACAGAAUCAGCUACGACAAGAAGAUCAGUUAGCUAAGUCUAGUAGAAUCUGGAAUAAUGAGAUAUUACCUAACUGGGAAACUAUGCGUAGCAGUAAAAAAGCUCGAGAUUUAUGGUGGUAUGGUUUACCACCCAGUGUCCGUGGUAAAGUUUGGAGGUUAGCUCUAGGGAAUGAGUUAAAUGUAACAGCAGAAUUAUAUAAGAUAUGUAUAGGACGUGCUGAUGAAAAAAUAAAACUAAUGCAAGAUUCUGAAUCCGUUUCUAGCUAUGAUCCCUCAUGUGAUACACCGUCCAAUAAAGAAGAUAGUGUUAGUGUAAUCAGAUUAGAUGUAUCUAGAACAUUCCCUCAUUUAUGCAUAUUUCAAAAGGGUGGUCCAUAUCAUGAUUUAUUACACAGUUUAUUAGGAGCUUAUGCUACAUACAGACCUGAUGUUGGUUAUGUACAAGGUAUGUCGUUUAUAGCAGGUAUUUUAUUGUUAAAUAUGGAAGCAGCAGAUGCUUUUAUUUGUUUUGCCAAUUUACUCAAUAGACCGUGCCAAGUUACAUUCUUCAGGAUGGAUGAAGCAAUGAUGACUGCCUAUUAUAAAACAUUUGAAGAAUAUUUUAAAGAAAAUUUACCUGUUUUAUAUGAUCAUUUUGAUAAACAGAAUCUAACACCUGAUUUAUAUUUAAUAGAUUGGAUAUUUUUAUUGUACAGUAAAUCAUUACCAUUAGAUGUUGUGUGUAGAGUUUGGGAUGUGUUCUGGAGAGAUGGAGAAGAAUUUAUAUUUAGGACAGCUUUAGGUAUACUGAGAGCUUAUGAAAAAACUUUACUAUCUUUAGACUUUAUCCAUAUUGCUCAAUUUUUAACAAAAUUACCCGAAGAUGUUACAGCCGACUUUCUCUUUCAUAAUAUUGAACCUAUUAAAAUGACAAUUGAUAAGAAGAAGUUUUCUAAUAUUCUGUCUACAUAUAAAGAUAAUGGUGAAUCAUGA